Mollisia scopiformis is the source of this 685-nucleotide messenger RNA. RefSeq lists its product as uncharacterized. The record is from RefSeq and is a predicted model, not a curated record. The transcript has a single exon. The coding region runs from base 97 to 447 and encodes 116 amino acids. NCBI's taxonomy places the organism in Eukaryota, Fungi, Ascomycota, Leotiomycetes, Helotiales, Mollisiaceae.
CUCUUGGGAUCUUUGGACAACCAGCGACUUGACAGAAAUAUCUAUUGCCAAUUACUUCACAUCUCACAAUCAUAUAGUAAUAGAACAGUGUUUGAUAUGCAAAUUUUAAACAAUCAAUAUGAUGCUGACCGAGAUACUGACUAUCUAUACAGCUUGAGCCACCCAUCUUCUCCUGCCCAUAUCAAUUUCAAUCACCACUCCCAUCUCACAACCACAUUCAUUUUCUUCAGCUCCAUCUUUAAUCUCUCAACCACAUCAUUCAUCUUGUCUUAUUUCCUCCACAUGCAUACGCAUAUACAUAAAUACAAGAAAAACCCAACAACAAUAUCCCACAUUGACAUGUGCAACCACGACUGCGUCCCAGCAAGAACUCGCGCGCGCAAAAGAGCAGCAAGUACUAAACAAACUAAAAGCAGAAGCAAGUUGUAUAUCGAACAAGGUAUCUGAUGAUCUGAUGAGGAGUAGGAGAGGAGUACAAGAGUUAUUAAAAGGUAGGUAAUAUGCCCCGAACCAAGGUCCACCAAACAAUAAAAACGAAAAGCAACUAGUAAUAGGACAGGGCAGAAACAACACAAUGGGUCCAGCCAGAGAUGUGUGCGUGCGGUAUUAAGUAGUAGUGUGUGUGUAAGAGAGAGCGACGCAGAACAGUGCGCCGAAGAGAUGGUAUAAAGAGGAAAGAGAUGAU